GGAACGGGGCGGACCGGGGUUGGCCCGGGCAGGGCGGAGCUGAGGCGGAGAUGCCGCGUAGGCCCGCAGGUCGGGCGGCUGGGCUGCGAGCUCGAGCCCCAUGCGCUGCUGUUCGCCCCCGCGAUGUUGCCCUCCCGGAGGAAGGUGACGCAGCUGCCCUGGGAGGACAGCAGGUCCAGGUUGCUCCCUGGAGGCCUCCGCCGGAAAUGCUCCAUCUUCCACCUCUUCAUUGCCUUUCUCUUGUUGGUCUUCUUCUCCCUACUUUGGCUGCAGCUCAGCUGCUCUAGUGAUAUGGCCCAGGCAGCCAGGGGACAAGGGCAGGAGACCUCAAGUCCACCUCGGACUUGCCCCCCAGAGCCACCUCCUGAGCACUGGGAAGAAGAUGAAUCCUGGGGUCCCCACCGCUUGGCAGUACUGGUUCCCUUCCGUGAACGCUUUGAAGAGCUCCUGGUCUUUGUGCCCCAUAUGCACCGAUUCCUAAGCAGGAAGAAGAUCCAGCACCAUAUUUAUGUGCUCAACCAGGUGGAUCAUUUCAGGUUCAACCGGGCAGCUCUCAUCAAUGUGGGAUUCCUGGAGAGCAGCAACAGCACGGACUACAUUGCCAUGCAUGAUGUGGACCUGCUUCCUCUCAAUGAGGAGCUGGACUAUGGCUUCCCGGAGGCCGGGCCCUUCCACGUGGCCUCCCCGGAGCUCCACCCACUCUACCACUACAAGACCUAUGUGGGCGGCAUCCUGCUGCUCUCCAAGCAGCACUACCAGCUGUGCAACGGGAUGUCCAACCGCUUCUGGGGCUGGGGCCGAGAGGAUGAUGAAUUCUACCGGCGCAUCAAAGGAGCUGGCCUCCAGCUUUUCCGUCCCUCAGGAAUCACAACUGGAUACCAGACAUUUCACCACCUGCAUGACCCAGCCUGGCGGAAGAGGGAUCAGAAACGCAUCGCAGCUCAAAAACAGGAGCAAUUCAAGGUGGACCGGGAGGGAGGCCUGAACACUGUGAAGUAUCGGGUAGAUUCCCGCACAGCACUGUCUGUGGGUGGAGCACCCUGCACUGUUCUCAAUGUCAUGUUGGACUGUGACAAGGUGGCCACCCCUUGGUGCGUAUUUGGCUGAGUUGGCUAAAGAGUAAGGAAGCCUACGCCUCUUUAGACCCAAAGCUACUCAGGCUUGGGAGAAAACCUCUGGCCUUGGGCCCAGCAGGGGUACGAUUGGAGUGGCCUGAAGAAAUAGCCAGCCAGCCUCUGUCUGUACCAGCCGGGCCCCCAGAGCCAGGCUUGAGCCAAGGCAGGAUGCAGGCCAUACCUGGGAAGCUACUGGAAACAAACUGUUUGGAGAGAGAGACUGGAAGGCGGCUCUUGAUUCCACCCUGCCUUCUUGCUCUUCCUACUCUGCCUAUGGGCAAUGAACGAUUGGCUACAGCAUUGGCAGUGUGUCUUUGGCUGCUUCCCACCAGACAGCCUUGUGCAGAGAUGUAGUCAGAAGCCAUGGGGCUGGUGUGCAUGGUAAUGGCUUACAAGGACACUUAGAACCUCAGAAACCAGAGCACAAACCCCACAAAAAGCAGCAGAUACCAGCUGCUGUCACCAUGGAGGAUCAUGGGCCUGGCAUCCAGAUCUGACUUCUCAGAAGAAACUAGAAUGCUGGAUUCUGCUGGAUCAGAAGAUUCAGCAGAAUCUUCUGAUUUUUAAAUGUUAGCAGCUAAGUGAAACUCAAAACAUGGCAGGCCAAACAAAAUGUGUUGUGAACCACUGGUCUGUCACAUUUGGUUGACAAAGAGGAAGGGGAAAACCAGACACCUCUGUUAUAUGCUGGCAAGCAGUGGGAUCGGUGGUAGGGGUUAGGGUGGAGGUGAAGGUGGGAAGAGAUGCCAAAGGCACAAUUCCUGUACUCCCCUGACCUCCCUGACCUUCCAGGCUACUAGGCAGCUCCUUUCCCCUCUGGGCAGCUUGAUCCCCUCCUGGUUCUGUCUGGUUGGGCUCCAACUCUGCCAUAGGCACUUCAUCUUGCCUUGUUGAGACAAUGGAAGGAAGGAUGGCAGCUGAAGUAAAUGGAAGGACCUGACUGAGGGUGGAUAGGGCAAGUUAUUGAUGCCUCAGGUUGAGGAAUCGGGGAAGGGAGCCAUGUUUCUGAGAUGGGAGAAGUUGAAUAGAAUCCCUAGAGUAUUCUCAUAGCUGGAAGGAAAUUGAGGACUGUUGGAAUGAGGGACAGCAUGGGAUUGGAGAGUGAUGGGGGUGGCAUUUAGAGGAAGCCCAUGGCCAACAAGAGGGAUGAAGCAGUACUUGUUUGCCCUAGUCUCCUGUCAAUCUUGGUCACCUCGUGUUGGAUUUACAUGUAACAUGGGCAAUAACUCUUGCCCCUUAGGGUUGAACAUCAUGUGAUGUCAAAACUCCUAGCUCUCAUUCACUUGGUGUGGGAAGACCUGAAAAGAUAGGGGCUGUUCUGCACUGGGGUUAUGAAACUAGCAAAAGAAAGGCCAAGAAAAAAUAUCUUCACCUUGGCCCAGUCAGCAGCCUGGGCUGGGGUACAGCUCCAUUCCUACAUUCUAUACUCUCCUGUGGCUGCUGCCACUACCUCCAUCAUUGAGGGCUGGUGGGUACUCCAGGCCACCCUGGUUGUACCCCAUAUCUGCAGCCUUCCUUGUUCCCUAUCCUGGGUUUCUCGCAUUCCAUGAAAAUGCAAGAAGGCUGAGCCAUAGUGGGCCAGGGUGAAGUAGAAGACGGUCAUUUGCCCAGUUUGUGCACUGGAUCCAGCUAACAUUCUUACCCUCAUGCUGGGGAUAUGAAUAAAAUGCUCCAGGACAUAGGAGUGCUUGGCUAGUAUGGGCAUGGUGGAUAUCACUCAAAGCAGUUGCUACAUAAAAACCCCUCCACGUAAGAUCCUGUAUAUUCUGUAUAAA
Messenger RNA from Nannospalax galili (Upper Galilee mountains blind mole rat), 2890 nucleotides. It is a transcript of the gene B4galt7, whose product is annotated as beta-1,4-galactosyltransferase 7. Gene Ontology annotation, molecular function: xylosylprotein 4-beta-galactosyltransferase activity. Gene Ontology annotation, biological process: proteoglycan biosynthetic process; carbohydrate metabolic process. The transcript has 6 exons. Lineage: Eukaryota; Metazoa; Chordata; Mammalia; Rodentia; Spalacidae. The record is from RefSeq and is a predicted model, not a curated record. The coding region runs from base 124 to 1107 and encodes 327 amino acids.